UGUUGACAGGUGCUACGUUACUAGUGUAUUUAUUGGAGCUAUUUUAAGAAGAAAAUCACGUCAUAGACGCAUGCGCUGUAAGUUUUUCCGGUUAAAUUGGAUUAACUGAACACCCCGGAAAUUAGUAUUAUAUUUCCACCAUGCAGACAAUCAAGUGUGUGGUUGUGGGAGACGGUGCUGUAGGAAAGACAUGUUUAUUAAUAUCAUAUACAACUAAUAAAUUCCCUUCAGAAUAUGUACCAACAGUAUUUGAUAAUUAUGCAGUAACUGUUAUGAUAGGUGGAGAGCCCUAUACUUUAGGUUUAUUUGAUACAGCCGGACAAGAAGAUUACGACAGAUUACGUCCAUUGAGUUAUCCACAAACAGAUGUCUUCCUUGUUUGUUUCUCUGUAGUUUCACCAGCAUCAUUUGAAAAUGUGAAAGAAAAGUGGGUACCAGAAAUAACUCAUCAUUGUCAAAAGACACCAUUUUUACUAGUUGGCACACAGGUAGAUUUGAGAGAUGAUGCAACCACAAUAGAGAAAUUAGCCAAAAAUAAACAAAAACCAAUCACAAGUGAACAAGGAGAGAAACUUGCAAGAGAACUGAGGGCAGUAAAAUAUGUAGAAUGUUCAGCAUUGACACAGAAAGGAUUAAAGAAUGUAUUUGAUGAAGCCAUCCUAGCAGCCUUAGAACCCCCAGAACCACCAAAAAAGAAGAAAUGUGUCUUAUUGUAAAACUUUGCCAAUUCUAGAACAUUUUUGUAACAAGUUUUUACUAUACAAAAACAGUGCUCUUCAAAAGCCAUCACACAUGGCUUUGUAACAUAAAUGUAUUGACUUAUUUAUUUGAAGUAAAAUUGUUAAAUUUUACCAUGUUUACCAUAACAGAUGAAAAUUGUAGUUGUAAGAAAGCCAACAUUUAGUAUGAUUUUAUUAAUGUUACUCUGCUGUUUUGAAGCUGUAUUUUUUUUGUGUAGAUUUCAUUUAUUUACAAGGAUUGGAAUUUAUGAAGUUUUAUUUUUAGCACUCAAACUGAUCAUUGAUUAAAUUAAUUUGUCAAAGUAUAAAUAUAUAAAAAUCAUUAAAUUUCUAUCUUAUUAUGAAUAUUAAACACAUCAUAGAAUCUCUAAGUUGAUUUCAAAAUGAUUAGACAAAGUAUUAUGUUCCUUCAAAUUAGGAAACUUUUGGUGCCUUUCAUCUUGAAGUUUCAAUUAGCUACCGAUGUUGCUUUAGCUCUUCAAGAAUAAGGGUUAGUUACAAAGCAAUAGAAUUGUAACAACUAGCUGAUAGAAAACACCCAUGGACCAUCUUUUUAAACAAGAAGUGAAGUUAGUAGAGUAACAAAGAUUUGAUAAUAUUUAUUUCUGUAAAUAAUAUAAAUAUAUAAUUCUAGAAACCUGUUGCUCUGGGAAGUAUUUCAUACAAUGUAUUAUAACUGUUACAAAAUUGUCAUUUUCUACGGAACACAUAGUGUUUCCUUCUCUUUUAUGAAUUGUACACGCAAUUAUAAAUAUUUUGGCUUUUCUGUUGUAAACUUAUUAAAAAUUGCAGAGAAUGCACUUUUAUAGCAAAAAUCAUAAAUCUGUCGAUGAUUUGCAACUCUUUAUAUCAAUUGUUUGAAACAAAAGCAACUGAUUUCGACCACCUUGCCUAUAAAUUAGCUUUUAGAGUCUAAGGCCAUGUCUUAUAUUUGUUUGUCCUCAUCACUUCAUCUCUUUUAUGGGUAAUUACAUUUAUAGCCAAUCGUAUAAUUUUAUAAGCCUAAAAAAAAUCUUUUUAAAAAACAAACAAAACUUUAAAAAAACAAAAUAAAUAUUAUGGAAUUCAGAUUGCUUGAAAUAUUUCAGAUAAUGAGAAAAGCAAGAAAAUAUUUUAUUAUUUUGGACUCGUUUAAAAUCAAUAACUAGGUCACACUGACCUGUAUAUUCUGGACAUUCAGGUCUACGAAUAAAUGUAUCCAUUAUUUUGUGUUUGGAUGUUCUCUUCAUGUUGUGAAUGUGACGCUUUGUGAUGUCAAAUUGUACAUAUAUAGUCACUGUAUAUAGCUGUUUUUUCUCUGGUCAUUUAUUUGUUCAUAAAAUGCAUUUAUAUGAAGCUUAUAAUGUAGAAUUAGAUUUGUUUUAUAAAAAAAAAGUAUAAAUAAUCUGGUAAUUAAACGAUUAUAAGAUGGGUUUAGACCAAUCUAAUUAAGGUUAAACCUCUACCCUUGCUCUUUUUUAUGCUUGGUUGCUGCGUAGGAGCAUAAAAAAUGAGCGCGUGCAGGGAAUUUAAUUUUAAUUAGAUUGACUUAGGACCGCCUCUUAAUCAUAAUAAUGGAUCAUAUAAGGGAUUUUUUAUUGUAUUAAUCUUAUUUGCAAAGUGAGAGAGAGAGACUUGCCUUAUAUAUUUCUUUAUAGUAGAACAAUGUUUAAUAUCAGCCUAUUGCAUUCAGUAAGUAAAGUUCCAUAAAAGUAGCGCUAUACUUUUUUUAAAUCAAUGUGCCAAGUAUUUGUUGUGUAUUUUACCAUGCAUGUUGGUAAAUCUAUAACCAAAAUAUAUAUCAAUAUAUAAAUAAGGUACAAUCAACCCUUGAUUCCUGUUUUAAUGUCAAACAACACUAGUCACUAAAUUUGUACUUGCCCUGAGAAGCAUGGAAGGUGUUGCAUGCAGAUCACAAAUCUUUUAUCUUUCUGGAAAACUUGAAAUUGUCCCUGGUUUAUGUGGGUUUCUUGCUGAGAUUGUCCCUGGUUUAUGUGGGUUUCUUGCUGCUCAGUCUUUAGCUUUCUAUGUUGUGUUUAUUAAACUUGUUUGUCUUUUGUUUUUGUUGUAAAAAAUUCAACCAUCAAUUAAAUGUGUUUACUUGGAAUAUAUCUUCAUGGUUUUGACGAUUGUCUAUGCUUAAUGUAUCAGUGAGAGUUUAUUGUUGUUUGGUUUUUUUCUUCCUUAUUUUCUUACGUGUUUUAUUCUGUGGUUCAAAUCAGGGUUGUGAAACAAAAUUUGAAUGCACUUAUCAAACUUUUUGUCUGAAAUGCUUUCAGCUUGGUCAAUCAUGUGAUAAAACCUAGAAACUACAAAUAAGAUUAUGUGUAGUUGUUGAAGAAUUAGAUGCAACAUUUAAAAAAUUGUUUCGGUAUUGAAGUAAAAAUUAAGAUAAUUAUUUGUGUUAGACUUCAAGAGUUGAUUGUAUCUUUUAUGAUUCAUGUAUUUUACCAAUAAAACCAAUCUUGAUAUUAUAGAAGGAACACUAUAAGUAAUUGCAGUUAUUCCAGUAAAAGUAUAUAAUUGAAAUAAGAAUGUCUUAAUUCAUUGUGUUGACAAAUAACACUUUCAAAUUUUGGUUUAUAUUAUCACCAGCCUUUUUAUUUAUCAUAUUCGAUUUAUUUUUCGUACCUGUGAGUUUGGUUAUACAGAAACAAACAAAGUUAUAUUUUAAAAAUAUUCAUUGUCUACAUUGCAUGAAUAGAAAAAUUAUAAAAGGACAUGCUUAAAUGUCUAGAAAUAAUAAAAAAAAAAAAUUACUCAUAUUUAGCAGAAAUAUAUUUUUUUAUUUGCUAAGAAUAUAGAAAUGUAACAUCUACAUGACCUAGCUGUAAAUACAAUUAUAGUCUUGGAGUUUUUUUAUGUCGGAUUUUACAUUUUUAAGGAGCUUUUUGUAUUUUGCCAAGUAUAUCAUGUAAAAUAAGAUUAUUUAGACUGGGGUAAGUUGACCACUGAAAGUGAAUAAUAUUACUAGCAUUUUAAAUGUUUUGUUCACUGUACUUUUAUUUAUAUAAUGAAAGAAACAAAUAAACCUUAUUUCAUAUAAAAAAUAAAAUACCUCAAAUUAUUUUUUAAAAAAUAUUGUAAAAUCAGUAAAUGAUACAUUUGCAUAGGUAUACAGGAUGGCAAACCCUCAUAAAUAAGGGAGCUAACUUGGCUAAAGAGUCUAUGACCUCCUGCAUAAUCUUUUCCCCCCUAAUAAUAUCAAUGAAAUGUUUUAAAAGAAACUAGAAAUAUGGCCAUUGUGUACGAUUACUUAAAAUAUGUGAAAUAAUACAGUAACUCUUUCAGUGGGCCGAGAAAAGAACAGUGAAACGAGCUGAAAUAUAAUAUAAUAGUUAAAAUUCAAUGAUAUUUUUAAACAUUUUCUAUUAAAACCGAAAUUUUAUAUGGAAAUGUCCAUUAAUUAAAAAUAAUGUUUUUUUUUAAAACUAUAAAUCAUAAUAGCAUCUAUGCAAGGUCCAAAACUUUUAAACAUUAUUUGGGGCCAAUUUUUGUCAUUUUAACUAUAUACUCUAGGGAAAGCUCUACUUCUGCUCAAAUAAAACGUAAACUGUGUUGGAUUUUUUUAAUUCUUCACAUUGCUUUGAUUAAGAAAUAAGAAGAGAUAGUGUUAUGGUAAACACAAUAAAUUACCUAAUAGUACUUUUAGAUGCUUCUUAGUUAAAUAUAGUUUGCUCUUGGUCAAUUCAUAAUGCUGUAUAAAUUUUCUGAUAUUAUAUUGUAGGAAAGCUCUUGUAACAUAUUUCUCCUUUUAACUGCAAUUAUCUCCAUUUAUUCUUGUAUAAUCUUCAUUCAGAUGACUUAUUUGAAAUAAAUAAUUUAUACACA
This is a messenger RNA of Mytilus trossulus (common blue mussel), 4550 nucleotides long. Its product is annotated as cdc42 homolog. Lineage: Eukaryota; Metazoa; Mollusca; Bivalvia; Mytilida; Mytilidae. The coding region runs from base 141 to 716 and encodes 191 amino acids. The record is from RefSeq and is a predicted model, not a curated record. Gene Ontology annotation, biological process: Cdc42 protein signal transduction; endocytosis; establishment or maintenance of cell polarity. The transcript is spliced from 5 exons. Gene Ontology annotation, molecular function: GTP binding; protein kinase binding; GTPase activity.